AAUAAAUGGUGUAGACCCGGGUGAAAAAGGAAGCGACCCUCCAUUAAAAUAAGCGACGAUCAUCUCUAGUUUCCCUCAAUCACGCUUUCAAGUUUUCGAAUUGAGGAGCACACCGGGAAAAAUGGAUGGGCAAAAUUCGGACGAGUCAAAGCAAAACACCGGUGAUAUGUCUAUUUUUGUGCAAAAUCUUCUUCAACAAAUGCAAACCAGGUUUCAAACAAUGUCUGAUUCCAUUAUCACAAAGAUUGAUGAAAUGGGAGACCGUAUAAAUGAGCUAGAGAACAGCAUCAAUGACCUAAAAGCAGAGAUGGGAGCAGAGGGUUCUCCUUCCCCUUUUGCCCCAUCAAAGCAAAAGUCAGAAUCAGCAAAACAAGAGGAUGGCUCAGCAUAAAACUUGUUCAAAGAUUGUAUUUAGCAGUUGAUUGUGAUUGUAAUUCGGCUAUAUCUUGUUUUGUUUCAGACUGGCAAGAGAGCAGGACAUUGCCAUGUGUCUCUCUUUUCCAGAUUUUUUUUUACAUGUACAAAGUUUUUCUUCUAUGCACUGGGUCGUUUGACAAUUUACAGAGGGAAAGUGAU
This is a messenger RNA of Hibiscus syriacus, 576 nucleotides long. Its product is annotated as heat shock factor-binding protein-like. Gene Ontology annotation, cellular component: nucleus; cytosol. Lineage: Eukaryota; Viridiplantae; Streptophyta; Magnoliopsida; Malvales; Malvaceae. The coding region runs from base 122 to 391 and encodes 89 amino acids. Gene Ontology annotation, molecular function: transcription corepressor activity. The transcript has 5 exons. Gene Ontology annotation, biological process: cellular heat acclimation. The record is from RefSeq and is a predicted model, not a curated record.